Molecule: messenger RNA, 1916 nt
Organism: Macrosteles quadrilineatus (aster leafhopper)
Lineage: Eukaryota; Metazoa; Arthropoda; Insecta; Hemiptera; Cicadellidae
Product: UDP-glycosyltransferase UGT5-like
Exons: 7
Coding region: 321-1916 (531 amino acids)
Molecular function (GO): UDP-glycosyltransferase activity
Source: RefSeq, a predicted model, not a curated record
AGCCUGCUAACCUCUCCGUUAAACAUUGUUCAGCACUGAAAUAUAUGGUUUUACUUAUAAAAAUUGAAAAUUAUAAUGCUCUCAAAUGAUAUUCAGGGUUAUAUUCAGGGUUUCAUGAAUAUUAUAUUCAAAUCUAAUCAAUAAACAUCAAUGGGAAUUUUAUUGCUUCAUUUGAAGGUCAUCAAGAAAUGAAGAGGCCAGACAUCUAGUACUGGCCUCAUGAUUCAGAUGAGAGUUGAAACUAGUUUCCUGCAAGGUCCUAGAUUACAUGAAUGCAGGGAUCUUUUUUCUAAUAUGAAAAAGUGAAUGUUUUAAUAAUCAUGAUUAAAGUGAAAGUAACUUUGAUUUCGUUGGUAUUAUUGAUGACUGAAGUGGAUCCAGCUCGUAUUCUUAUAGUACUUCCAUUCCCAGCCCACAGCCACCAUAUAUUUAGCACGGCUAUAAUGAAGGCAUUGGUGCAAAGAGGACACCAUAUUGUAGAGUACAGCCCUAUACCUCCUGUGAAGCCCAUAAUUAAUCAUACGUAUGUGGAAAUUCACACCAGAUUUGAAAAAGAGUUGUCUGGAUGGAGCUACGAGGGGUUCAUACAUCAAACAACACAUUUGGACAAAAGUUUCUUCGGAUGUAAAUUUAGGAGAAUAUGGGAGAUGAACUACCCAAUUUGUGAAGACACAUUUAGCCAUCCCAACAUACAGAAGUUAUUGAAGUCCCAAGAAGCCUUUGAUUUAGUCAUGGUCGAAUCGACAUUCGGACAAGAAUCGUUGCUAGCACUUGGGCACAGAUUUUCAGCACCAACAAUCGCAAUAGAGACUCUACUCCCUUUCAGUAUUCUCAACAGACAAGCUGGGAACUCGUUAGAUAUCUCUUCAGUACCUGAUCUAACAUCCCCUGUUUUUGAAAAUGAUCCAAUGUCAUUUAUGGACAGAGUUUUAAAUUUAAUUUCCGUGUCAUUGACAUUGUUCCAGCAUCAUUAUAUCCACUUGCCAUUGCAAGAAGAAAUUGUAAAAAAGUACUUCAACGAACCCUUACCACCCUUGGCUGAUAUGGUAUUGAAUGUUUCUCUCUAUCUUUCAAAUUCUUAUCCCACGACUAUAAGUCAUGUGCGACCCUAUACUCAGAACAUUGUUCACAUAGGAGGAAUCACAAUUUCCCCAGACAGGGCUGAUCUUCCUCAGGACAUAUUGAGGUUCAUGGACAACGCUAAAGAAGGAGUUGUAUUCUUCAGCCUUGGAACAGUUGUUCCCCUCCAUCUCAUGCCAAAAGACAUAAUACAGAUUUUCAUAAACGUGUUCAAGAAAAUGCCGCAGAGAAUAAUAUGGAAAAUAUCCCAGUUAGAUCCUUCUUUUGAUGUACCUAAGAACGUAAUGGUUAAAAAGUGGGCCCCACAAGCUGGAAUAUUAGCACAUCCGAACUGUAAAGCCUUUAUUACUCAUGGAGGUCUGAUGAGUACCCAUGAAGCCUUACAUUCUGGUGUACCGACUGUGGGAAUCCCCUUCUUCGCCGACCAACCCUUCAAUGUAAAAUUCAUGGAACAUCGAGGAGUUGGAAAACAAGUUAACUUUUUCUCCCUUUCAGAAGAAACGCUCAGCAAGGCUUUGAAUUUGAUUUUGAGCGACCCUAAGUACAAACAGAACGCUAUGAAACUCUCUAAGGUUUACCGAGACCGACCAUAUACAGCAGAUGAAUCAGCAGUGUUUUGGGUAGAGUAUGUUCUGAAGUACAGAGGAGCUCAGCAUCUUAGACCAACAUCAGCAACUAUGUCAUUUCUUCAGCUUUAUCUGCUUGACGUAAUGGCAGCCAUUAUUGUUAUAUUGUUGUGUGCAGGAUUCAUCAUAUAUUCAACUGUUAAAGCAUUGUUAACCAUGAUUCAAAGGAAUCGUAAAACACUAAGCAAUAAAAAGAAAUUGAGAAAAUAA